GAAAUAUAUUAGAUCACUUUUCCAAGCCGCCAUCUUGUCGUGUUGACUGUCCAGAGUCCACGGCAAUAAAACGUAUAAUUUCACCUCCAAAAAACCCCUAGAAAAGCUUUCUUGGUGUCAUAAUGUCAGGGAAAGAAGUACACGAGCUUACUAUCACCCCAAUUACUUGUUUCGCCUUUAACAAGGCUCGCAAUCAGCUGGCGAUCUGUCCUAAUGACAACACUGUUCACAUCUAUAAGAAAUCGGGGAACAAGUGGACAGCAGACGUAGUUUUAAAUGAGCAUGGCCAGCGUGUUACUGAUAUGGAUUGGGGACAGGAGAGUAAUCGUCUGGUCACUUGUGGUGCUGACAGGAAUGCUUAUGUAUGGACCUUGAAUGAUGGGCAGUGGAAACCUAUGCUUGUGAUUCUGCGUAUUAACCGUGCAGCCACCUGUGUCCGUUGGUCUCCAAAAGAGGACAAAUUUGCAGUUGGCAGUGGUGCUCGAUUGAUCUCUGUUUGCUACUUUGAGAAGGAUAAUGACUGGUGGGUUAGCAAGCACAUCAAGAAGCCUAUUCGCUCAACCAUUCUGAGCAUUGAUUGGCAUCCAAACAAUCUUCUUCUGGCCUCUGGUUCUUCUGACUUUAAAGCAAGAAUUUUCUCAGCCUUCAUCAAGGAUGUAGAUGGCAAGACCAACUGUGACACAGAGUGGGGAAAGAAGGCAGCAUUUGGUAACUGUCUUGCUGAAUUCUCCACUGGUAGUGGUGGCUGGGUCCAUGGAGUGUCAUUCUCUGCUUCUGGUCACAAGCUUGCAUGGGUUGGUCAUGACUCUAGCAUCAGUGUGGUGAAUGCUGACCAUGAUAACAAGGUUGUCACUGUGCACACUAAUUUCCUUCCUUUGCGGCAGUGCUUGUGGAUCACUGAGCACAGUAUUGUAGCUGCAGGCCAUAACAACUUGCCGUAUCUUUUCACUCAUGAUGACAAUGAUAAGUUGACCUUCAUUGAGAAGAUGGAUGCACCCAAAAAGAAGGAAGACACUGGGACAAUGAGUGCCAUGGCUAAGUUCCGUACCUUGGACAAGAAGGGGCAAGGUGCUGAUGAAUCCAGCAGUUCAUCGUCAAACACAACUCACCAGAAUGCCAUCAACAAACUGGAGCUCUACUCAGGAACCAAAGAUGGUGCCACAAAGUUUGUCACCUCUGGCAUUGAUGGGCGUCUUGUGAUUUGGGACAUCAAGACAUUGGUGUCUUCUAUUUCUGGCUUGAAGAUUGCUUGAAGCUGAAAUCUGGAAAACAGAAUCCACAGCUAUAUUCCUAAUAUUCAUUUACUCUGCACUUACAAUUUUUAUGAGGAUCAUUUCCUGUGUCUUAAUGAUACAAGAAAAAUCCUUCCCUUCUUUUUAUUUUUAUAUGUUUGUUAAUGGUUAACAUUAUUUUUCGAAAAUAAAGAAACAAUGACAGAUGCUA
Actinia tenebrosa (Australian red waratah sea anemone) is the source of this 1443-nucleotide messenger RNA. Its product is annotated as actin-related protein 2/3 complex subunit 1A. The record is from RefSeq and is a predicted model, not a curated record. Gene Ontology annotation, cellular component: actin cytoskeleton; Arp2/3 protein complex. Gene Ontology annotation, biological process: Arp2/3 complex-mediated actin nucleation. Lineage: Eukaryota; Metazoa; Cnidaria; Anthozoa; Actiniaria; Actiniidae. Gene Ontology annotation, molecular function: actin filament binding.